UUCCUGCGGCGGGAGCGGCUGCCGCCCUUCCUGUCGGAGCCCGAGGUGCAGGCCAUCGCGCGGAGCGCCGUGCCGCCCGCCGCGGCCGAGGAGGCGGCGGCCGAGGCGUCGCUGGACGCGUCGUCGCUCACCUACUUCCCCGAGCGCUCGGACGCGGAGCCGCCGGCGCUGGAGCUGGGCUGGCCGGGCUUCGGCAGCGGCGCGUUCCGCGGGCUGACGCGGGUGGAGGCGCACUUCCAGCCGGGCGGCGGGGACAGCCCGUACGGCUGCAAGGAGGCGGUGCGGCGGCAGAUCCGCUCCGCGCGGCAGGUGAUUGCCCUUGUUAUGGAUUCCUUCACAGAUAUUGAUAUCUUCAGUGACCUUCAGAAUGCCUACAGCAAGCGCCAGGUCCCUGUCUAUAUCCUUCUUGACCAGGAUUUUCUACCCUAUUUCUUGGAAAUGUGCAAAAACUUGGGUGUCUGUCCUGAGAAGGAGAGUUUGAUGAGGGUUCGAACUCUCACUGGGAACAUCUACUACACAAGAUCAGGUGCCAAAAUUAUUGGGAAAGUCCAUGAAAAAUUCAUGUUGAUUGAUGGCAUUAGAGUGACAACAGGCUCCUACAGUUUCACAUGGACUGAUGGGCAGCUGAACAGCAGUAACUUGCUGCUACUGUCAGGUCAAGUGGUUGAAUAUUUUGACCUGCAGUUUCGAAUUCUUUAUGCCCAGUCAAACCCCAUCAGUCCUGAAUGCCGAUCAAGCUGUAGGAACAGUGGUAUAUUUAAUCACCUGGAGAAAAGAACAGAGUCCUCUAAAGAAUACACCGUGGAGAGCAAUUUGAGGGCAGAAUUUGCCAGGUUGUCUAGUACUCCAAAAAAACUGUUAAAAGAAAUAGAUGUGACUGAAGAUACUCUAGGAGGCAAACCUUGUGACCUGGGACAUUCUUACUUCAGUGAAGAGGAGUGGCUCAGCGAUCCAGAGGCCAUAGUGGGACAAAAGAAUGCAUCGACUCAAACUGGCUUAUGGGAAGAGCAGCCUGCAGUGGCUGUGUGUAAUGUUGGCAUGCAGACCAAUGUUUUAACAGAAGAAGCUGACACUCAAACUUCAACUGCUACAAGAACGACUGGGACUCAGACUUCAGUUUUGCUGAAGGCUGCAAUGACGCAGACAAGGGAAGAUGAGUAUGUGGAAACCCCCCUGCUUUACAGGAAGUUUUCCAAAGAAGAAUCCUUUCUACCUGGAAAGUCUUCAUCAAAUUCUAGUCUGCGGUCGCUAUCUUCAUCAUCAUCCCACAUGUCUCGCACGAGCUCUACCAGCUCGCUGUCUUCUCUUCGGUCGUUUGAAUACCCUAGCAUUCACAGGGCAGAGUAUUUCCAAAAACUGCAUAAGGAGAGGCAAUUCCACUACUCCACCAUCAGAUCAAAGCUUAGCCACAUGGUGGAUAUCUUGUCCUGGAGAAGACAUGUUCCUGAAAGCUACAUGAACCACUACAGGGGAAGGUACAACCUGAAGUAGAGGUGAAACAUCAGUGCCAGCCUGCUCAGCCUCUGAGAUGUUUCACUCUUCUCUGAAUAAAUGACUGCUGCACUGAAUGCAGAGCUUGAAAGCUCUGGUCACAAAAUGCAAUUACUUUAUAUCUGCUGAUUCUUCUGAUUCCUUGUAGUACUUUUACUCUUCUUUAAUACAUGCACACAUCACUUUCCAGCACUUUGUUUUCUACUAUGCAAUUUAAUCAGUGAGAUUCUUCACAUGUACUGUAACUACUUGCAUGUUUCCCUUAUACACAUUAGUGAUAUAGGCUUAUUGUACUUAUGAAUAUUUGACUUAGAAAGCAUUUAAGUUUUGUUUUUAGGAUUGCUAAUGCUCUGGCUUUAAGUUUCCUAACCUUGGAAAAAUUUGAGUCAGACAGAUCUUGCUCAGAAUGGUAAUAUCAACAUUUAUUUCCCCUUUUUAAUAAUGGGUUUUAUUUCCACUACAUGCUCAGAAUGAGGGAAAAUAACUUCAUUCUCACUCCAGUGGAGGAGUAAAAUGUGUUUAUCUCUGAAGCUGUGAAAGGUCUGGAACAGCUGUGGGUUCUGAUCUAACCAGAUCUUCAAUUUGAUUGUCCUUGUAUGCCUUUACAUAGCUAUAUGUAAAAGUGUAUAUGUAAGAGAUAACAUAACUGUGUUAUCAACGGUUUUUCUCUUAAACCAAAAGAUAGCUUCAAAAGAUGCUAAGAACAAAAUGAACAGUCUCAGUUGGAACUAGGAUGUGUGUCUUACCUACUGGUAGAAGUAAGUGCCUGCCUUCCUUGGAGUCAGGCUGGAGGUGAGAUGAUCAUCCCCAAGGACACAUGGCAAAGUCUCUGCUUGAAUAAAGUACAAAAAUAUUAGAGGUUGUUUGCCAUGAUUAUUUUACAAAUAAUUUUUUCUCUUUAAACUGUGCUUUCAGAAGUAUUCUGUAUUUCCUGCUCUGUCUGUAUUUUAUCCACUAAUAAUCUGGUUUGGGGAACCUGAGAGCCAAUAGAGCUGAUGAAAAUACCUUCAACACUACGUGGACUGUGGGUUAAGUCACUUUGCAGAGACACUGCCUGAAUGUCUGCAGCGGGUGCACGUGUGUUUGUGCUUGAUGGAUCACCUCUCUGAGGUCUGACCUGUGCUGCUGUUCUUUAGACCUGUAUAGCACUAUGUUGGUAACUAACCAGACUGAGUUCUGCAGUGAAACCAGUCUGCAUAAGGUGUUUCCUCCUCAUUUAUGGGUGCAUCUGUCCAGUAGAUGGCACAUUUCACUGUCAGAUUCAUUUCCCUAAGGAGAAAUGAAUGACUGGGAAAACACACAAAACAGCUGGGCUGCAAUGGAAGUGUAGGCAGACACGCUUUAUCCUGUCAGCUGUGGCACUUCCAUCUUUGCAGUCUGUGUUGGUGAAGGCCCGGUGCUGCUGUAGGGCUGUCAGAUCAUCCACUCCUUUCCCCCACCCUGGGGCAGCAGUAAGCACUGCUCAAAGCUGCUCUGACAAGGUUUUGUGUUUAAGAGCUGGCGUUGGGCAGCGUUUGAAUGCCUGUAAAAUGAACUCGAAAACCUUUGUGUACUCCUCAACUUUGUUGCACUGUAGGACUGUUUUGGUACUGACGGGGCGAUACGCUGUUUACAAAUAAAUUCACUUUGCCGGGAUGCUCUGAA
Meleagris gallopavo (turkey) is the source of this 3135-nucleotide messenger RNA. RefSeq names its product protein FAM83D-B-like. Lineage: Eukaryota; Metazoa; Chordata; Aves; Galliformes; Phasianidae. Gene Ontology annotation, molecular function: protein kinase binding. Gene Ontology annotation, biological process: regulation of ERK1 and ERK2 cascade; positive regulation of cell cycle G1/S phase transition; protein localization to mitotic spindle. The record is from RefSeq and is a predicted model, not a curated record. Gene Ontology annotation, cellular component: mitotic spindle pole; cytosol.